This is a messenger RNA of Cynoglossus semilaevis (tongue sole), 4522 nucleotides long. It is a transcript of the gene dlg3, whose product is annotated as discs, large homolog 3 (Drosophila). Lineage: Eukaryota; Metazoa; Chordata; Actinopteri; Pleuronectiformes; Cynoglossidae. Gene Ontology annotation, molecular function: protein kinase binding; ionotropic glutamate receptor binding. Gene Ontology annotation, biological process: receptor localization to synapse; chemical synaptic transmission; regulation of postsynaptic membrane neurotransmitter receptor levels. The transcript is spliced from 22 exons. The record is from RefSeq and is a predicted model, not a curated record. Gene Ontology annotation, cellular component: postsynaptic density membrane; neuron projection; neuromuscular junction. Bases 423 to 3020 code for a protein of 865 amino acids.
UACAUGUGUAUACAAUUAUACAUGAAUUUCUAUUCUUAUCACUGUGAACCGCAAGAAGCAGGAGGAAUUUCUAUCUUUGGGGCUGGUCUCUGAUUGUUUGCUCGUAUACAAUAUUUUCCACAUUUCCUUUGAUCUUCUACGUCAAGAGGACAAAGACUACGUGCUCAUUUUCAUAUUUCUUUUCCUGUUGCUGCCUUCCAGCCCUCUACAUUAUUUUUUUUUACUGCCAACACAGAGGGAUUAAGAGAGGAGUGACAGGAUUCAAAAAGGGAAGACCUGCAGAAAUUCCUGUGAUUGGCGUUAUUUCUGCUGCCAUUAUCGCUGUGUGAGCUGAUCACAGCGAGCGCCGUGCAAGAUCUGAGGACGCAGCAGCAGACACAGAGAGUGCCACGCCGCUCGGCUCUAAUUCAGCCCUAGCCAGCAUGCACAAACAUCACCACUGCUGCAAGUGCCCAGAAUGUUAUGAGGUGACCCGUAUGGCUGCAUUGCGUAGAAUGGACGCCCCGACGUAUGGAGGAGACUGGCAGGCCGAGCCCUAUGGAUACCCGCCAGGGUAUGGGGGAGGCCAGACCUUACCGCCUCCAGCAUCAGGAGGAGGAGGCGGCGGCGGAGGUGGAGGAGGCACUUUGGGGAGAAGUAAGGGCAAGAUUAUGUCAAGUGGAGGCCCCGGAGGCCCCAACCCAAAGGGCCAGUCCAAGGGUGGACCCAAAGUAAAUGGCAACAACUCGAGUGGACAAGGAGGAUGGUGGCCUGAGUGCACCUGUACCAACCGGGAGUGGUACGACCAGGCCAACCCUCCCCCCAUCAUCGUCAACGCAGACUCACUGGAUGCAGGACCUUAUGUAAAUGGAAGUGAUGGGAUGUACAAAUAUGAAGAGAUCAUUUUGGAGAGGGGAAACUCUGGCCUAGGCUUCAGCAUCGCAGGAGGAAUAGACAAUCCCCACAUUCCUGAUGAUCCAGGAAUAUUCAUCACCAAGAUUAUCCCUGGUGGAGCAGCUGCUAUGGAUGGAAGGCUGGGCGUUAAUGACUGUGUGCUGCGUGUGAAUGAUGUGGACGUGUCCGAGGUGGUUCACAGCCGGGCGGUGGAGGCCCUGAAGGAGGCGGGGCCAGUGGUGCGGCUGCUGGUUCGACGAAGACAAGCCCCACCUGAGACAAUCCUGGAAGUCAACCUGCUUAAAGGUCCCAAAGGGCUAGGAUUCAGCAUCGCUGGAGGAAUUGGAAACCAACACAUCCCAGGAGACAACAGCAUUUAUAUCACCAAGAUCAUAGAAGGAGGAGCUGCACAGAAAGACGGACGGCUGCAGACCGGAGACAGACUGCUCGCUGUGAACAACAUUGUUCUGCAGGAUGUGCGUCACGAGGAGGCGGUGGCUGCCCUGAAGAACACUUCUGAUAUGGUUUACCUCAAGGUGGCCAAGCCAGGCCCUGUGCAUCUCAACGACAUGUACGCGCCUCCAGACUAUUCCAGCACCUUCCCCACCUCGGUAGAUAACCACGUCUGCCAUAACUACAUGGGGCCAAUGGAGCCUAAGCCCGUUUACCCUCCACCCCAGGUUACCCCGUCCAGGUACUCGCCGGUUCCACGCCACAUGCUCGGAGAAGAAGACUUCACAAGGGAGCCAAGGAAAGUGUUGCUCCACAAAGGCUCCACAGGCCUGGGUUUCAACAUUGUCGGCGGGGAAGACGGCGAGGGCAUCUUUGUCUCCUUCAUCCUGGCAGGAGGGCCGGCCGACCUGAGUGGAGAGCUGAGGAGGGGUGACCGCAUUCUCUCAGUUAAUGGUGUGAACCUAAGGAAUGCUACACAUGAGCAGGCAGCAGCAGCACUGAAGAGAGCAGGACAGACGGUCACCAUCAUCGCUCAGUACAGGCCUGAAGAAUACAGUCGCUUUGAGUCCAAGAUUCACGACCUGCGGGAGCAGAUGAUGAACAGCAGUAUGAGCUCAGGAUCCGGCUCCCUGCGCACCAGUGAGAAACGCUCUCUCUACGUCAGAGCUUUGUUCGACUACGAUCGAACGAGGGACAGCUGCCUGCCCAGCCAAGGCCUGAGCUUCUCGUACGGUGACAUUCUCCAUGUCAUUAAUGCUUCUGACGAUGAGUGGUGGCAGGCCAGGCUGGUCACUCCGCAUGGAGAGAGCGAGCAGAUCGGGGUCAUUCCAAGCAAGAAGAGAGUGGAGAAGAAAGAGCGGGCCAGGUUAAAAACAGUCAAGUUUCACGCCAGGACAGGCAUGAUUGAGUCCAACAGGCCAGUCAAAGUAAAGCGCAAAAAAAGCUUCAACCUCUCACGCAAGUUCCCGUUUUACAAGAGCAAGGAGAAUAUUGUGCAGGAGUUGGUGGAGUCUGAACAAUGCCUGACAUCUAACACAAGUGACAGCGAGAGCAGUUCAAAGGGGCAGGAAGACACAAUUCUUUCCUAUGAGCCAGUCAUUCGACAGGAAAUCCACUACACAAGGCCUGUGAUCAUCCUGGGCCCAAUGAAGGACAGAAUAAAUGAUGACCUCAUCUCAGAGUUUCCUCACAAGUUUGGCUCCUGUGUACCACAUACGACUCGUCCAAGGCGAGAGAACGAGAUGGACGGUCAGGACUAUCACUUUGUGGCCUCAAGAGAGCAGAUGGAGAAAGACAUUCAGGACAAUAAAUUCAUAGAGGCAGGGCAGUUCAACGAGAACCUCUACGGGACGAGCAUCUUGUCCGUCAGAACUGUGGCUGAGAGGGGGAAACACUGCAUCCUGGAUGUUUCUGGAAACGCCAUAAAACGACUGCAGCAAGCACAACUUUAUCCAAUUGCCAUCUUUGUCAAACCAAAAUCCAUUGAAGCCCUGAUGGAGAUGAACAAGAGACAGACGUAUGAACAGGCAAAUAAAAUCUUCGACAAAGCAGUGAAGCUGGAACAGGACUUUGGAGAGUUUUUCACAGCUAUUGUACAGGGCGACUCACUAGAAGAGAUCUACAACAAAAUCAAGCUAAUCAUCGAGGAGCAGUCUGGUCCCUACAUCUGGAUCCCCUCCUCAGAGAAGCUCUGAGCUCCCUGCCGUCCUGCCACUGCGUCGCUGCAGAACUUCCCUCUCGCCUCCCAGAGACCUGUCCUUAACCCAUAUAGGCCCCACCUUCCCCCCGCCCUCAACUCCUUUUUGCAGAUAUGUUUCAUAUCAAAGUUUUAGUGUCAUCAUUAUGUUACUCUCUAAAUGAAAAAGAAGUCUUAUCACCAUUACUGUGACUGUGCACACACACCCCCAUCCCCUGCAUGAGUUUCUCAACAAACCCAUUCAAGACUGGAAACUCCAUUCCAAAGGAAAUUUGUCAAGUGAAUAAAAAAAACAAAAGGGAAAAAGGAAUAAAUCCUUUUGUUGACUGGGACUGACUGAAGAUCAGAAUGUUUUACUACAGACCUGGAGAGAGAGGGGAGUCGCAGGGGAACAAGAGACAAAAUCACUUUGUAAAUGUUCAUCAGAAUCACAUUUAAAAGAGGAUGAACAGGAUGAGAGGUUGAAGACCAACUCACUUUUCUUUUCUCUUUCUAAAAAAGACUGGAUAAAAAUGAGCCCUGCUGACGGUACUGUUGACACAGUCUCUGGUUAAUAGUGACUGAGGACAUGAGAGGAGGAGGAGGAGGAGGAGGAGCCUACAAACUGGUGAUGUAUUCAUCACUAACCAGCUCGCUGUUAGGUCUUUCUGCCAGUUGUCUGUGCUGCAGCUGAUUACAGACAUCUGUGGAGGCAGAUGAAGAGGAAGACAUGUGUUGUGAAUCUCUACAUUUAUAUUAUAAAAGAAAAUCACGAGAUAAAUGAGAAAAAAAAAUCUUACUGAGAUUUUACUACAUAUUAAAAAGAAACUACUCAUUUUACACUUCACUAGAAUUGUCAAUUUGGAGGGCUGUUAGAUUUUCUUUUCUUUUCCUUUAUUUGUGGGAUUUUGUUUUGUUUUGCUCGUGGUUUUUAGCUGCUCUGUGUAAGAGGAUGGGGGUAGAGAGGUGUAACUGGGCUCUCUGCAAAACACCAAACUGCCUUACAUCAAAUACAAAUUCUGUUUUGUGACUACCUGUCAUCUGUGAGGGAGGACACACGCGGUUUAGAAGGAAAAGAGGAAACUCCCCUCGGUUUUUCCUUGACUUUUUUGUGUCCCCAUGCUGCCUGGAGGCCCUGACUCGAGUGCAAUAGAUGAAAUCAAGUGUCAAUCGUGGGCACUUUUUCUCCCCCACCUAUUUCAACCUCUGUUUGCUGUGGAAUUCAAAAGAGAAAUUUGGCCAUUUGAUUACAGUUUGGGCAGCCAGCACCUCCUAGCUCACGUUGAGCAGCAGAUCAGCCUAUUACACUCUCUGCCUUCCAAGUGGACUCUCUUCUGAUUGAAUGGUCACAUGGUACUGUCCUAUCUGCCGCCAUGAUGGUGGCCUUAAAAACGGGUAGAACAAGACAAUAAUUGUAUUGGAUGUCCUAACAAUUAAAGAGUGGAUAUAACCUGUUUUUGGAUUGUCCCCAUGUCCCACUUUCAAAGAAUAACACUAAAGUUGGGUUUGAUUAAACCGUGA